AUGUCUAGGGUAGCGGACAAUAUCAACGUCGUCACCGAGGGCGGCGCACCUGUGUCGAAUGGCGAGGAAAACCUUCCGUUUCUUGCGCGUGUGAUCAACCACGUUCUUACGCCAGGCUCUUCGCUGUCGCCGAUCGUGUGGAUCAGCUUUAAUAUAGUUAUGCUAGGCCUCUUCGGUGUCUGGCUCAUGUUUGUAGUCGCUAUGCCCAAGAACAUUCACGUCUGGGCUUUUGGCUUCCUAGGGGUGGGCCUGACGGCCUCCACGAAUUGGCUCAUGAAGAUCAUCUUCAGCUCUGGUUUGGACUUUGCCUCGCAGCAGCAGCGUGAGGCAGUGGUGAAGGAAAGCAAGGACCAGAAGAAUGAUUAG
Molecule: messenger RNA, 366 nt
Organism: Leishmania braziliensis MHOM/BR/75/M2904
Lineage: Eukaryota; Euglenozoa; Kinetoplastea; Trypanosomatida; Trypanosomatidae
Exons: 1
Coding region: 1-366 (121 amino acids)
Source: RefSeq, a predicted model, not a curated record